GUAGCCGGUACAGGCUGUGUGGUUGCGGGGUUGGCGUGCUGAGGGUUGUGAUGUGUUGGUGCUGUCAUGGUGGGGGGAAUCCUUGUGGUUGUGGUGCGUGUAGCGCCUGUGGCCGGUGUAACUGGUGUGGCGUUACCUGAGACUGGUGUGAAUGGGAGCGGUGCCUGCCUUGUUCUGCUUCUCUAUGCGAUGUCUGGCUCUGCCGCGAGGACACUUCUUCUGCUGCUAUUUGCAGUCCCUGGUGUCUUGGCGAGGGCAUCUGGGAACAUUAUGCCAGUGAAUCUGGCCACGAACGGAAUGUUCCUGAGUGAUGGAUGGUCAGUGAGGCCAUCAACUGUGGUCAUCUUGUCAUCGAUGAGUCUGUCCAGAAGAUCCCUCGCGAUCUUCCUCAUGUGCAAGAAGGUGACUUGUGCGAGGACCGGUCCCUUCCAUUCCGUCUCCAACUUUUGCUGCAAGUCGAGCAUGCGGGUGACAUCCGUUGAAGCAACUGGGUCGAAGAAGUCCAGGGCGCAGCUGGGGUGCAAGGCGCUGGCAGCCAUAGCCGGGCUGCAGGAGGGCGCAAAAGGAGGUGAGGGCGAAGGUGGUCUUCGGAAGGAGGAGACGAUGAGUGGGAGUCAGGGAAGAGAAGAGGGGAGCUAUGAUGAGUGUGAGGCUGUUUUCAAGCGAUUGAAGCAUGCCCUCAUGAAUCAUGAGGUUCUCAUGGUGCCCGAUCCUCAGAAGCCUUUCAUUGUGACCACUGACGCAAGCCAAUACGGCAUUGGCGCAGUGCUGGCUCAGAAGGAUGGGAAGAAGUUGAGACCGAUUGAGUAUAUGAGCAAGAAAAUGCCAUCAAAGAAACUGGCAAAGUCCAUCUACGAAAGGGAACUCUAUGCCCUCUACAAGGCACUUGUCGAUUGGAGGCACUUUCUGUUGGGGCGGUUUUUCUAUUUGAGAACUGACCAACAGACCCUCAAAUGGAUCAAGACUCAACUUGCUCUUUCUGAUGCACUCAAGCGCUGGAUUGAGGUCAUAGAUCAGUAUGACUUCAAGCUGGAGUAUCUGAAGGGAGAGUACAACAAGGUUGCGGAUGCGCUGUCUCGAAGGGCAGACUACCUAGGGGCACUAGUUUCCGAAUUUGGCGUAUCUGAAGAAGUAACUCAAUCGCUGGUGGGAGCCUAUCAGGAAGACUCUGUCACGAUGGACAUCAUACGCAAACUGCAGGCGAAAGAUAAGGCCACAAAAGAUGAGUUUGUGAUGGUGGACGGGCUACUCUUUCUGGAAAAGGCCGGGCUUAAAAGGAUCUGCCUUGCUCAAGAUCAGAAAGGUGUAGAGGUGGGAGGAGGCCUGUGCAGGUGUUUAAGCGACCUAGAUGGUACGGUUAACGCUGUUGGAAGUGACGGAGUUCCUGCUGGUGCAGGUGCCUGAGUGAGCUUGUCGAGAGUCGGAGUCUCGUUCAAGUGAGGAGAAGUUCCGAGUUUUCCUGUGUAUAUGUAGGCAGUUUGGGUUGCCUAGGUGCGAUGAUC
Molecule: messenger RNA, 1502 nt
Organism: Chara braunii
Lineage: Eukaryota; Viridiplantae; Streptophyta; Charophyceae; Charales; Characeae
Source: the annotation of a GenBank genome assembly